AUGUGCUGGGUGAAACAAGCUCCCCCACAGUUUGUGGUGAGACCACGAGACCAGAUUGUAGCCCAGGGUCGAACUGUGACUUUUCCUUGUGAAACUAAAGGAAAUCCUCAGCCAGCUGUUUUCUGGCAAAAAGAAGGAAGUCAGAACCUACUCUUCCCCAACCAGCCUCUGCAGCCCAACAGCAGAUAUUCCGUGUCACCGACCGGGGACCUCACCAUUACCAACAUCCAGAGGUCUGAUGCAGGCUACUACAUUUGUCAAGCACUGACGGUUGCUGGAAGCAUUUUAGCAAAGGCUCAGCUGGAGGUUACUGAUGUCUUGACAGAUCGGCCUCCGCCCAUCAUCCUCCAGGGCCCCGUCAACCAGACCCUGGCAGUGGAUGGCACAGCUCUGCUCAAGUGCAAGGCCACUGGCGACCCCCUCCCUGUCAUCAGCUGGCUGAAGGAAGGGUUCACCUUCCUGGGCCGGGACCCUCGGACAUCCAUACAGGACCAGGGGACGCUGCAGAUCAAAGCUCUGCGGCUGUCUGAUACAGGGACGUACACUUGCGUUGCUACGAGUUCCAGUGGGGAGACUUCCUGGAGUGCUGUGCUGGAGGUGACAGAAUCUGGUGGAGCAACAGUCAGUAAAAAUUAUGAUAUAAAUGACCUCCCUGGGCCACCAUCCAAACCUCAGGUCACUGAUGUUACUAAGAACAGUGUCACCCUGUCCUGGCAGCCAGGGACCCCUGGAAGCCUACCAGCUAGUGCAUAUAUCAUUGAGGCUUUUAGUCAGUCUGUGAGCAACAGCUGGCAGACGGUGGCCAACCACGUGAAGAGCACCCUGUACACUGUGAGAGGCCUGCGCCCCAACACCAUCUACCUGUUCAUGGUCAGAGCCAUCAACUCCCAGGGCCUGAGCGACCCCAGCCCCAUGUCAGACCCUGUCCGAACACAAGAUAUCAGCCCCCCAGCACAAGGUGUGGAUCACAGGCAAGUCCAGAAAGAGCUGGGAGAUGUCAUUGUACGGCUGCAUAAUCCUGUUGUGCUGACACCCACGACAGUGCAAGUCACCUGGACGGUGGACCGGCAGUCCCAGUUUAUCCAGGGCUACCGGGUCCUGUAUCGCCAAACCUCCGGCCUGCCUGCUCCAGCUGUGUGGCAGAACCUGGAGGUCAAAGUCCCCACCGAGCGCAGCGCCGUCCUCGUCAGCCUGAAAAAGGGGGUCACUUACGAGAUUAAGGUCCGCCCUUACUUCAAUGAGUUCCAAGGGAUGGACAGUGAAUCCAAGUCUGCUCGUACCACAGAGGAAGCCCCAAGUGCUCCUCCUCAGUCUGUCACUGUCCUGACAGUUGGAAAUCACAACAGCACGAGCAUCAGCAUCUCCUGGGAUCCUCCCCCUCCAGGGAAACAGCCUGCUUGAAUUACAGAACAGAAAAUCUGGUGCCUAGGUAAUGAGACUCGAUUUCAUAUCAACAAAACAGUAGAUGCAGCCAUUCGGUCUGUAGUAAUAGGUGGCCUAUAUCCAGGUAUCCAGUACCGUGUGGAAGUUGCUGCAAGCACCAGUGCAGGUGUGGGAGUAAAAAGUGACCCACAACCCAUAAUAAUUGGAGGUCGUAACGAAGUUGUCAUCACUGAAAAUAACAACAGCAUAACUGAGCAAAUCACUGAUGUGGUCAAGCAGCCUGCCUUUAUAGCUGGCAUUGGUGGUGCAUGUUGGGUCAUUCUCAUGGGCUUCAGCAUCUGGCUGUACUGGAGAAGAAAGAAGAGGAAGGGGCUCAGCAAUUAUGCUGUCACCUUCCAAAGAGGAGAUGGAGGACUAAUGAGCAAUGGAAGUCGACCAGGUCUGUUGAAUGCCAGUGACCCCAGUUAUCCUUGGCUUGCAGACUCUUGGCCUGCCACAAGUCUGCCAGUGAAUAACAGCACUAGUGGACCCAAUGAUCUUGGGAAUUUUGGUCGUGGAGAUGUGCUGCCACCGGUGCCAGGGCAAGGAGAUAAAACUGCUACCAUGCUUUCUGAUGGGGCCAUUUACAGCAGCAUCGACUUCACCACCAAAACCAGCUACAACAGCUCCAGCCAAAUAACGCAGGCUACGCCAUAUGCCACCACCCAGAUCCUGCAUUCCAACAGCAUCCACGAGCUGGCUGUCGAUUUACCAGAUCCGCAGUGGAAAAGCUCAAUUCAGCAAAAAAAUGACCUCAUGGGAUUUGGUUACUCUCUCCCAGACCAAGGCAAAGGCAACAAUGCCUUGCUUUACAUCCCUGACUACCGGGUGGCUGAGGGACUGGCUAAUAGAUUGCCACACAACCAGUCACAGGAUUUCAGCACCACCAGCUCCCACAACAGCUCCGAAAGGAGUGGCAGCCUCUCAGGUGGCAAAGGAGGGAAAAAGAAGAAAAACAAAAAUACUGCCAAGCCCCAGAAAAAUAAUGGUUCAGCCUGGGCCAGUGUUCCCCUCCCACCCCCUCCUGUGCAGCCACUUCCAGGCACGGAGCUGGAGCACUAUGGGGUGGACCAGCAAGAAGCAGGAUAUGACAGUGAUGGUUGGUGUCCGCCUUUGCCAGUUCAGACCUACCUGCAUCAGGGCAUGGAGGAUGAGCUUGAAGAAGAUGAUGAUCGUGUCCCCACACCUCCUGUCCGGGGAGUAGCUUCAUCUCCUGCCAUCUCCUUUGGGCAACAGUCGACUGCAACCCUCACGCCUUCCCCACGAGAGGAGAUGCAGCCAAUGCUUCAAGCUCACCUUGAUGAGUUAACAAGGGCUUACCAGUUUGAUAUAGCAAAGCAGACAUGGCACAUCCAAAGCAAUACACAACCUCCUCAGGCUCCAGUCCCUCCCCUAGGAUACGUAUCUGGAAACCUUAUUUCAGAUUUGGAAACAGAUGUUCCAGAUGAUGAUGAUGAUGAGGACGAUAUUGAAGAAGAAACUGUAGAAAUCAGUAGGCCACUAAGAGGUCUAGAGCAUACUCCAGGCUCCAGUAUGGACAAUCUAGACAGCUCUGUGACAGGUUCAAUGGUAAAUGGCUGGGGUUCUGCGUCUGAUGAGGACCGUAACUUUUCUAGUCAUAGAUCUAGUGUAGGUAGCUCCUCAGAUGACUCCAUCUUUACCAGCGGCACUUUUGCACAAGCACUGGUUGCAGCAGCAGAUAAAGCUGGGUUUAGGCUGGAUGGAACCAGCCUGACAAGAACAGGCAAAGCAUAUUCUUCCUCUCAGAGACCUCGGCCAGGCAGUCCUUUUUCUACUGACAGCAACACCAGUGCAGCUGUCAAUCAGGGUCAGAGGCCAAGACCCACGAAAAAACACAAGGGCGGACGUUUGGAGCAGCCCUCUUUGCCUCAUCGCCGGGAGGGAAUCACGGACGAUCUUCCACCACCACCCGACCCGCCCCCCGGUCAGGGUUUAAGGCAGCCCAUAGUGCCGGGCCAGCGCGGAGGCUCAGCCGAGAGGAAGGGGAGCUCUCUGGAGAGGCAGCACGCAGCAGCCAACGUAGAUGACACAAAGAGCUCCCUGGACCGGCCCGCUAGGACAUCACUAGAGUGGCAGCGACAAGCCCAGGAGUGGAUAAGCCCUACAGACCGCCAAGAGGAUUUCAGGAAAGCCCAACACAAACAAGCCUUCGGAUCAGAAGAGGCACUCGUACCAUAUAGUAAACCCAAUUUCCCAUCCCCUGGUGGCCACAGCUCUUCAGGAACAUCUUCUUCUAAAGGAUCAACUGGACCUAGAAAAGGUGAAGUCUUGCGAGGAGGUCACCAACGCAAUGCCAGUGACCUUCUCGAUAUAGGCUAUGUGGGAUCAAACAGUCAAGGACAGUUUACUGGUGAAUUAUAGUAGUUGAGAAGACACAUUGCAAGCUGCUCUGAUGGACCAUCAGGUCUGAACUCAUGGAAGUGAUGACACUAAACAGUGCAAUGAACAUUUUCUUUAUUUAUGUACUAUUAAAAGAACUGUAAAUGCAAUGUAAAGACACACAGCCACACAUAUCCCACAGAUACUUUACUUGUGUUCUUCUCUUUAAUACACCAUCCACCUUAAACUAUUCCUUGUCAGGAGUAUAUAAAAAAAAAGAAAGAAAAAAAAAAUCACCCUCCAGGAUUAAAAGGAUUUCCUUCUGUAUAUAAUUUCUUUUGUUGCAUUGCUAUGCAAGCUCACCUUCUUUUUAGCUAUGUUCAUAUUCAUGUCUGUUUUUACUGGUCUGUUGUACUAUAUGUGAAUUAAUAGGCUGUGGUGCCAUAUAUUAACUUUUAAUUGUGUAACUUUUAUGUUUAAAGUUUGCACUGCAAUUUUAUUUGGUGAUAAGCACAAAACUCUACUCCUCAUGACAUGAAGAAAAAAGAGACUGAAUGUGUGAAGAAGGUUUACGUCCUGUAAGCUACUUUGGAUAACUCUGGAUGUAAAGGAGUAUGUUAGGUGGUUUUCCAUUGGGGUGUAGAAAUGAGAAAGUGACAGGCAAAACUGAUGUCAGUGAAGACAUUAGAGACAGAUUUAAACCUUUCAAAAGCAAGCAACAUAGUUGCUCUUCCUAUUUAAGAAGGGGUCAGAAGUUGGAAGUGUGAGAUUAAAGAGUGAAAAUGAAAACUAAAGGGAGCAUGAGAUGGCCUAGACCCUUUCACUAGAAUGAUACCUUUAGUAUCUGCUUUUAGCCAUCCCAUGCCACUAAGUAAAGGGGAAGAAAAACAAACCUUGCUACAAAUAAAAGAACUUAAGGUGUUUCACUAAAGCUGUUUUUAUUUUGCAGUUUUAAAAGAAUUAUUACCGUUAAUUUCUCCAGCCCAAAAUAUAGGACAGAGAUUUUCCAGGAGAGACAAACCAUAUAAACACAAGGGAUACCUAGUAAGAAGAUAAGAAUGCAAUUUAUUAUUAAGACAUAUUCAGGCUGCUUCCAAAAAAUUGAAAUGUCAUAGUAUCUUAUUUCAUCUUUCCAAUACAUGUACAGUACGAUAGAGGAUAAAGCUGCACCACUGAAAUUCAUGACAUUAAUUGUUUUGAUGCAGUCUACACAACCCUUUCUGUUCCAUACCUGAAGUCUGCAAGAGCUGAAGUUGGAUCCACUAAAUUUGUAGUAAAAUGUUUAGUGUUUGGAUGGAAAGAAAUGGUCAAAUUAUUUUUGGCUUGCAUUAAGAAUGUUUCAGGCAAUACAAUUCAUCCAAAAAGUUGGAUAUAAGCAAAGGAAGUCUUUGACCUGUGUUUUAGUGAGUGGCUUCAAACUCUACUAUGGUGAGGAAAUAACGCAUGUUUAUACACUUUUUGAAUAAAUCAGACUCUGUAAGUGGACAUUAA
Molecule: messenger RNA, 5253 nt
Organism: Cyanistes caeruleus (blue tit)
Lineage: Eukaryota; Metazoa; Chordata; Aves; Passeriformes; Paridae
Source: RefSeq, a predicted model, not a curated record